CCCGAACCAAGCAAGAAAGCAAGCACAUACUUUAACGAUCGUUGGUUAGCACAAAAUGACGAACGACGCGAAGCAAAAAGUUGGCAAUUCAGCCGACAGCGACGCUGAAGAAGAGGAAGACGUCUUCCACGAUGCCCGCUUCCCCGCUGAAGAAGAAACGCGACUCCUGGAAGAGUCGCAGUCCAUCAAAGCCGAAGCCAACAAACUCUUCACAGCUGCUUGCUAUGACCAAGCCAUCUCCUGCUACGACCGCGCCCUCGCCUCAUGCCCCAACUACCUCGACUACGAGGUCGCCGUUUUGCGAAGCAACAUGGCUGCCUGUUACUUGAAACUCGAAGACUGGAAAGCGUCGGUGGACUCCGCGACCGCCUGCAUCGACCGCCUGGAUAAAGUGAUCCCUUCCUCGACAGAGACAGAUGCGAAGAGCGCCAAGGGAAAGCAGCAAGAGUCGAGCGACGGAGACGCCGUGGUCGAGAUAACAGGGGACGAUGAAGAAGCCGAGGAGGAGCUGAAACGGCUACAGAAGCUGGACGAUAGGAAACGUGAUGUCAUGCGUAUCCGAGCAAAGGCGCUUAUGCGACGCGCGCGGGCGAAAAUGCAACUAGGCGGUUGGGGGAACUUGCAGGGGGCCGAAGAGGACUACAAGGAACUGGCUGGGAUGGAUAAUCUUCCAGCGGAUGAUAGACGAGUAGUCCAGAAGGCACUCCGAGAAUUGCCUGCGAAGAUAACUCAGGCGCGGGAGAAGGAGAUGGGGGAGAUGAUGGGGAAGCUGAAGGAUCUCGGAAAUGGGAUCCUUAAGCCAUUUGGCCUGUCGACGGAUAACUUCAACUUUGUGCAAGAUCCAAAGACGGGUGGAUAUAGCAUGAACUUCCAGUCUGGUUAAUCGCCGAGCGAGUUAAGCGUCACAUUGCAUUGCGGAGUUUGGGACCAUAUAGCUGAGCGAAGUACAAUUGGAUGUAAUUUCACAAGCAGGGAGCUUUCUAUUAGAAGGAGAUAUCGAAUUUAGAUAUCCUACAGAGGAAGAAAGGAAGAAGUAAGAAGACGAAGACAUUCCUUGAUAAUGUUCCUCUAAGGUAGGUAGAUU
Aspergillus ibericus CBS 121593 is the source of this 1084-nucleotide messenger RNA. RefSeq names its product tetratricopeptide repeat protein 1. The record is from RefSeq and is a predicted model, not a curated record. Gene Ontology annotation, molecular function: protein binding. Bases 56 to 883 code for a protein of 275 amino acids. The transcript is spliced from 3 exons. NCBI's taxonomy places the organism in Eukaryota, Fungi, Ascomycota, Eurotiomycetes, Eurotiales, Aspergillaceae.